This is a messenger RNA of Paralichthys olivaceus (Japanese flounder), 2793 nucleotides long. RefSeq names its product phospholipid phosphatase 2b (gene plpp2b). The record is from RefSeq and is a predicted model, not a curated record. Gene Ontology annotation, molecular function: phosphatidate phosphatase activity. NCBI's taxonomy places the organism in Eukaryota, Metazoa, Chordata, Actinopteri, Pleuronectiformes, Paralichthyidae. Gene Ontology annotation, biological process: signal transduction; phospholipid dephosphorylation; phospholipid metabolic process. Gene Ontology annotation, cellular component: plasma membrane.
CGCUGAGAGGUUUUUCACCCCUGCUCCUUUGCACGCCUGUGCGUAAAAGCUGAUGGGAUACAGCCAGAGAGGAGCCAGAGAGGAGGAAGUUGGAAGGAGGGACCAGAGCAACAGUGGCGUGGUGCUGCGUGAGUGCAGGGAGAGGAGAAGAGCUCACAGCGUCCAGCCCUCUUAUAUCCGAAGAUCUCUUCACUUUACUGCAGUUCUGGCGCUUUGUUUCCCCCAAAACGCAGGAAUGCGCGUAAAGGGACGCACGCCUCCUGCGUUGCUGCUGCGUACCAGCGAGUCUAGUUUUUAAACACGCAGUGGUUUCAACAGGGUGAAAACACCUUUGCUGUCAAUGUCAGCACAGGUAGUAAAGAGGAUCCCGGAAGAACACGUCGUGCAGGUUAUUAGUUUGUUUGCAUAGCCUGCGCUUUUUUCCCCAAAGCGAUCGAGCGCAGAUGGACUUGUUUCCUUAUUACAAAAGUAGCUGUUACCUUUUCUAGUUUUUAAUUUUUGUAACUGAAAGUAAAUAAGCAAAGCGAAGAUGAAGGACCCGAGGAAGAAGAAGCUGUACGUGGUGGUGGACGUGCUGUGCGUUUUAGUUGCGGCACUUCCCUUCAUCAUUAUGACCAUUGUGUUCAAGCCAUAUGAAAGGGGCGUUUACUGUGAUGAUGAGAGCAUCAUGUACCCAUUAAAACCAGACACCAUCACCCACGGCAUGCUGGCGGCUGUUACCAUCUCCUGCACGGUCAUCAUUAUCUCCUCUGGAGAGGCGUACCUGGUUUACAGCAAGAGGAUAUACUCUAACUCAGACUUCAACCAGUACGUAGUCGCGCUCUACAAGGUCGUGGGCACCUUCUUGUUUGGGGCAGCCGUCAGCCAGUCGCUGACAGACCUCGCCAAGUUCACCAUCGGCCGUCCGAGGCCUAACUUCAUGGCUGUAUGUGACCCCAAGGUCUGCACGGGAUACAUGACUUCGAUCAACUGCACAGGCAAACCGCAGGACGUCACAGAGUCCAGAUUGUCCUUCUACUCUGGCCACUCCUCUUUUGGGAUGUACUGCAUGCUCUUCCUUGCACUUUACGUGCAGGCCAGACUGGUGGCUAAGUGGGCUAGACUCCUCCGGCCCACAAUUCAGUUCUUCCUGGUAGCCUUUGCGGUGUAUGUGGGUUACACCCGAGUCUCUGAUUACAAGCAUCACUGGAGCGACGUGCUGGUGGGGCUGCUGCAGGGAGCGCUGAUCGCUGUGCUCAACGUGCGCUUCGUGUCAGACUUCUUCAAGAAGCGUCCCCCACGUUGCACGAGGCAAGACACCCCCGACAGCGAGGAGCCAGAGAGGAAACCCAGCCUGCAGAUCGCAGACUCUGAGCACACUAACCAUUACAACUACCACCACAAUCCUGGCCCUGUGUGAUGAUGGGGGGCUGAUACCAGGGGGAAGAAAGGCUGCAGCCUUGAGACCCCAAACCUGUGUGAUGAGGGUCUAACCCAAGGGUCUUCAACCGUCAUUGACUCUUUGCUGGAUGUGAAAGUUCUAUGACUAUGAAAUGUUAAAUCUUGGCCACAUGUGUUCCGGUCUACAACCAGACCUUUGUAUCUCUGUUUGAAAGGAGUAAAGCUCGGGAUCUGGUCUGUAGCUUGCAGCCUUCAAGACCCCAACUCUCUCUCUCUCUCUCCCACUCUCUCUCUCUCUCCCUCUCCCUCUCCCUCUCCCUCUCUCUCUCUCUCUCUCUCCAUAUGUAUCAACCACUCACACCCCCACCUGCUCCUCAACCACUGGACUGACUGAGGGGGCUGCGUCCCAUCGCCAGGUCUCUGAGCCCCCUGUUAAAGGCGCCGCGAUGACUUCCUGCUCUCCUGUAAGAGAGAGAGGAGCAUAUUGUUUGUAAGACAUCAUUGUGGAUGUUCAAGUGUAUUUGCUUAAAGCUGCAUUGAGGGAAAAGAAAAACUCCAGACACACAGCUAUGAUAUAUAGUUGCCUUAUUAAGUGCUUGUGGCUACUUGUUAGUAGAAAGGCGACAAAGCAUAAGGAGAGAAACCUAGACAUGCCAAUUACAGCCCUUUUCUGGCCAUCGGAUGAAUGUAGGCUGAUUUUUAUUUUGUGCUUAUACAUAUAUCGGCCCAACAAAUGACUCGCCUUAGCCAUAUUGCAGUACAGCUGCCUAUAGUUUUUAUCUGUCAAGAGCAGUUUGAAUCUGGACGUGCUGUGAGAUACCGUGGGAUUGGCUGUAGCAACACAAUUUUUACACUAAUAUCAAAUAUAUUGCUUCAUGGAGCACUAAUGUGUUUUGUAUGUAUGUUUUUAAUUUUCAUUUAGAAGUUAAUUUAGUUUUUAGAGCACCUUACGCUGGUCACUCACCAGGAAGCUUGUUGACAACAGCUCAUAUCGGAUGAGCUCAUUUUCUCCGAAUGCCGAGGCUCACAGUCUGAGCUGCUGCAGGCCAUCCGAGCACUGCUUUAAAACAAGAAGUAUAUACAUUUAACCAACAUGACAAGCUUUAAGCAUCACAUAGAGAUAAAUCCAUAGAUCUGAAAUAAAAUGACAAUAUGCCCCUGCCAGCUGUUUUAACUGCCUGGUGUAAACCAUAAGCUCUGUCUCAAUUCAAGGGCUGCAGAAGACUGAUCGCAUCACAGCAGUACUUGAUUGUCCAAUUUCUUCAAAUAUGGCCGACAAAUGCGUCCUUCUAUCCCAACCUAUCCCAGGAUUCAUUGUGCUUCAGUGAAUAACCAUUUACGAGACAUCUAAUGCCUGAGUAUCGCGCCUCAACUCAACUAAAAAGCUAACAAGUUAAAAAAAAAAAAACAGGG